CGGGGCGGCGCGGACCUCGCGGGGCUCGGGUAGGCGGCGGCACUAGGCGCCCGACAGGGCGUCCCCACUGCGACCCGCGGCGCCUUCCUCACCCGCUCCCCUCCCGCUGCACGCCUAGUCCUCAGCAUGACGCCCGCGGGCGGCGCAUAGGGCGGCGACCCGGUGCCCGGGGAGGACCCGCCAGCUGCAUCCGCCAGGCUCCAGCCGCCCGCGCGGGGCCCUCCCGAGGCUCCGGCUGCAAGGACCAUGAAAGUGAGGUCAGCUGGUGGCGACGGGGAUGCACUGUGCGUUACCGAAGAGGAACUGGCUGGUGAAGACGAGGACAUGCCGUCCUUCCCGGGCACGCAGGAGGGCCAGCCAGGGCCCCGCUGCAGCCGCUGCCAGAAGAACCUGUCUCUGCACACGUCGGUGCGGAUUCUGUACCUCUUCCUGGCUCUGCUCCUGGUGGCUGUGGCCGUGCUGGCCUCUCUGGUUUUCAGGAAGGUAGACUCUCUCUCAGAAGACAUCUCGUUGGCCCAGUCCAUGUACAACAAGAAGCUCAUGUCAAUGCAGGAAAAUCUUCAAGGACUGGACCUGAAAGCCCUGAACAACUGUUCUUUCUGCCACGAGGCUGGGCAGCUGGGGCAAGAGAUCAGGAAGCUACAGGAGGAGCUGGAGGGGCUGCAGAAGAUGCUUCUUGCUCAGGAGGUCCAGUUAGACCAGACUUCUCAGGCCCAUGAGCUGCUCUCCACCACCAGCAGCCAAAUCUCCCAGGAGAUGGGCAGUUGCGCCUUCUCCAUCCACCAAGUCAACCAGUCUCUGGGACUGUUCCUGGUGCAGGUGAGGGGCUGGCAGGCCACGACAGCCAGCCUGGACCUCUCUCUAAAGGACCUCACCCAGGAGUGUUACGAUGUCAAGGCUGCCACGCACCAGAUCAACUUCACUGUGGGGCAGACUGCCGAGUGGAUCCAUGGGAUCCAGCGGAAGACAGAUGAGGAAACCCUCACCCUCCAGAAGAUGGUCACUGACUGGCAGAACUACACCCGGCUCUUCAGUGGCCUGCGUACCACCUCUUCCAAGACUGGAGAAAUGGUGAAGAACAUUCAGGCCACCCUGGGGGCCUCCUCGCAGCGCAUCAGCCAGAACUCCGAAAGCAUGCACGACUUGGUGCUGCAGGUGAUGGGCUUGCAGCUGCAGCUGGAUAACAUCUCCUCCUUCCUAGAUGACCAUGAGGAGAACAUGCAUGAUCUCCAGUACCACACCCGCUAUGCUCAGAACCGUACAGUGGAGAGGUUUGAGUCGCUGGAAGGACGCAUGACUUCUCAUGAGAUCGAAAUCAGCACCAUCUUCACCAACAUCAAUGCCACUGACAACCACGUGCACAGUAUGCUCAAAUACCUGGACGACGUGCGGCUCUCCUGCACACUGGGCUUCCACACCCACGCGGAGGAGCUCUACUACCUAAAUAAGUCUGUCUCCCUCAUGCUGGGCACCACUGACCUACUCCGGGAGCGCUUCAGCCUGCUCAGUGCCCGGCUGGACUUCAAUGUCCGCAACCUCUCCAUGAUCGUGGAGGAGAUGAAGGCUGUGGACACGCAGCAUGGAGAAAUCCUUCGCAAUGUCACCAUCCUGCGCGGUGCCCCCGGGCCUCCAGGACCAAGAGGACUCAAAGGAGACUCAGGCGUAAAAGGUCCUGUUGGUGGCAGAGGAUCCAAAGGAGACCUUGGCAGCUUGGGCCCCCCUGGACCCCAGGGUCCUCAGGGGCAGCCUGGGGAGCCCGGACCAAUGGGCGAAAGAGGACCAAUUGGCCCACGAGGUUUCCCAGGCCUCAAAGGCUCAAAGGGCAGCUUUGGCACUGGAGGAACAAGAGGACAGCCAGGCCCCAAAGGGGAUGUGGGGCCCCUGGGGCCAGAGGGGCCUCCUGGGUCUCCAGGACCCUCAGGGCCUCAGGGGAAACCAGGAAUAGCAGGGAAGACAGGGUCACCAGGCCAGCGGGGGGCCACGGGGCCUAAGGGUGAACCAGGAAUCCAGGGUCCCCCUGGCUUGCCUGGGCCCCCAGGCCCACCAGGAAGCCAGAGCCCCUAUUGAAAAGGGUCCUUGGCCCAGACACUGCUGCACAGAAAGGGGUGGGAGCUUAGGAAAGCUCAAAAGCUUCACUACAGAAAAUCAAAGUCAUCUGACCGAAAUGUGGGGUGUUCCCCAGAGCUAACCCUGCAGCUUUGGGAUCCCCAGUGGUGACUGUACCACAGGAAAGCGUGCACACGCGCGCGCACACACACACACACACACACACACACACACACACACACUUCCCUGCUGGCCAGGGGUGAUGAUGGGGUUUCCCUGGCUGUGCAGGAGGAGAGAGCAGAAGCCCCUCUCCCGUGACUGAACCAGCCAGAAGGUGGCCACCUCAAGAAGAAGGUCUUGAAUCUGUCCCUGGAUGGUAGUCAGCUCCUGCCUUUCCAGCCCCUUCGCACCCUUGCUGACCAGCAGUUUCCCACAGCUUCCUCUGGCUGAGAAGAACUAGGGAGGGUUGGUGGUGUAGCUCAGAGGUAGAAUACUUGUCUAGUAUGUGGGAAACACUGGUUCCAUCCCUAGUAUCCCUGAAGGGGGAAAAAAAAAAAAAAAAAAGAUCCAGGGAAAGGUUUGCAGGGCAUUAUAGUUGAAAUUCCAGGGAGGAGGUGGGUGUGGCACCAGCAAGCCCUAAGGUCAUCCUGGAAACCGAGCUCCCCCUGCCUCAAACAGGACAGUGAGACUGUUCACAUGGUACCCCUGACAAAUCUGUCAUUUCCUUUCAAAGCAUUUCCGACGUAAAUCUUGCCUCUGUAUCUCAGGAGCACUCUCGAGGGAAUCCAAGCAACAGUUUCAUCAGCAGGUGGAGAUGCCACGGGCCCUGGAAAUCCUGCCCAAGUGCUGUCUGGUACCCAGAAAGGCUGCAGAGGUGGCAGCAGGAGGCGGGGGCAGGCACAAAAGCUGCUCCUGAAGCUGGCAUGCUUUGUUCCAGCAGAACUCUUUGGUGACCAGGAAGAACCAGAGUGCCACAAGCCCCCCCCCCCC
Octodon degus (degu) is the source of this 3036-nucleotide messenger RNA. It is a transcript of the gene Scara3, whose product is annotated as scavenger receptor class A member 3. The transcript is spliced from 6 exons. The record is from RefSeq and is a predicted model, not a curated record. Bases 247 to 2067 code for a protein of 606 amino acids. NCBI's taxonomy places the organism in Eukaryota, Metazoa, Chordata, Mammalia, Rodentia, Octodontidae.